Molecule: messenger RNA, 5828 nt
Organism: Malaya genurostris
Lineage: Eukaryota; Metazoa; Arthropoda; Insecta; Diptera; Culicidae
Gene: ush
Product: zinc finger protein ush
Exons: 9
Coding region: 1615-5463 (1282 amino acids)
Biological process (GO): cell differentiation; positive regulation of transcription by RNA polymerase II; negative regulation of transcription by RNA polymerase II
Cellular component (GO): nucleus
Molecular function (GO): RNA polymerase II-specific DNA-binding transcription factor binding
Source: RefSeq, a predicted model, not a curated record
UCGGUGUGUGCAGCACACAUAAACAAAAGUUUCCCGGUAAGGUGGCGAUCGUUGUUUUGUCGCUCUAGAACUAUAGAUUUUAGGGUAAAACGUGCAAAAUUGUCGUGAUGCGAAGUGUUCGAUAUUAGCCUUGAUAUUUAAACGAUAGAAUCGGAUAGUGAAAAUCAGUUUCAGUGUUAAUGUGUGCGUGUGUGCCAGCUUAAAAAACGGCCAAUCUCAAUUCAUCGGUCACGUACCGUGAAUGAUCACGAUAAGUGAGUGAUUGACGUGAAAUCGGCCAAAACGAUCAGCCGAAGCCGAUAUCAAUCAAACGGAAAUGUCAAACUUUUAUCGCAGCAGUACGAUUUUCCCGUGACGGUGUUUUUCUUCGGUUCUGUUUUGAACAGGCUGUUCGCUCUCCGCUCAAUCUACCGUGCGGCUCGGUACGAGUGAAUGUGUUAGUGAACAUCGAGUUGUGAGUUGAGUUGCAAGUGUUGGUGCGUCACAGUUGUAUGAAGGAAAAAAAAAGAAAUAUGUUGCAAUCUAUAUAUCGUUACCAGGCCUUCGCACGUGCAUCCACCCGCCGACAACCUGUCAAACAGAAAAACUGUUGUUUGGGAUGCGAUAUUUUUUUCGCUGGGUCUUUGUUGUUCUGCGCGGCCAGCCUGUAAUUUUAUUCAUGUUCGUAAUAAAUAUUAAAGUUUGAAAUAUUUUUCUGCCGAUAAAAGCGGGAAGAUUGUGAACAAAGUUGUUACUCAGCAGAAAAGCGAUAAAAAGUCUCCGAUAGACCCACGGGGACUGUCAGUCGGCGGUACGGCGGUGGAAAGCGCAAAUACAGAAUCAGCAUUUUCAUCGCAAUCUAACCGUUUGGAUCUUUUGGUCCCUGUGUCUCAUAUUCGGCUGAGGUGAGAUGAGGUUUUAACUUCAACAACAGAAGAGCGAGUGUCGAAUGUGCAAUCACUCCGGCGAAACAAAAAAAAAAAAACAAACGAGCAUUCAAUAAAUAAAAAUACACACAUUUUUAUGCGAUUUCGGCCGUAUCUUCCGGCAAAUGACUCACCACCGCAUGACAUUGGCGCGAGCGUAACGUCAACCCGCAGAACGACAAAUUCGACGCGCAGCGGAAUCAUCAUAAAAACAUAAACGUCAAAAUAAAAUAUCACACGGACCACCACCUCGCGGUUUCGUUUGCUCCACACGCGCACCCCGCUGAUCGCGGCCGAGUGAUUCCGGUACCCAGCGGUUCUCCGGCCGUGUGCACAUCCACGGGAACUACAUGUUAUCACCGGUGCAGCACCGCCAAAUAAUGAAAUCAUAAUACGAUACGACGCGAAAACAAAAUAGCUCUACAUCGGGUGCACAGCCAUCUUUGUCAGGUCGAUCGGUUCGCGAAACCACCAUCAGCCGUCAGCGGUGUUCGGUUCGGAUGUGUGUAUGUGUGGGUGUUGUUAACAUGCUCCGAUUUUCUAUUGCUUAUUGUUAGAUGAAUCUGAAACGGUCCGAUUUGUUGGCAAGUGUGUAAGCAAACAGAACCACAUCAAUAGUGAGCAAAAAAAAAAUGGACCGUCGAAUCGAAUAAGCGCAAAAAAACAAAACGCAACUCUAGUCACCGUGGAGACACCACAGCCGCCGACUAUGACCGUGGAGUUGAGCCUCGAAGCAGUCGUAAUGGGAGACGAUGAGGAAGCUGCUGACGAGCAGCAAUCGUUACCGCAGGAACAACAACAACAACAACAACAAGUGAACUCCUCAUCCAGCGCCAGUAGCAGCAGCACAUCCAACGGCAGCGAAAUUGCACCCGAAACGGACAUGAUAAACUCACGGCCGGCAUCGAAUCAGAACGAGCCGGAGGAAGAUCCUUCAAUGGAUCAGGAUUCCGGUUUGUCACCGGCGGCACCGAACAGUAGCAGAUCCCCGUCGGUUGCCUCCCCUACCGCUUCCAAUUCGAACACAUUCCGAGCAGAAACGACGGAUCACAAUCCGUUCCCAUCGGAAAAGGUAGAAAUCAAGAUCGAACCCGGCCUGCUGGAUGACAACCAGCACAGAUCACCGGAUGGGGUCGGCAAGGAUGAGAACAGUAAAUCUCCGAGGCUGAGCGCCGCUCAGAUACCCAUGCUUAGACUGAAUAUUGCAUUAGCUUCCGACCCGGCGGCUAAUCCGGACGCGAAAGAUCUUACGAACAUAACCGCAGCAAAUGAUAGUCAAUUCGAAAAAUCUAUCGAGCCGGAUUUCGUCGGUGCUGCCCCUCCGCCACAGCCAGUCAUUCGGAAAGCAAACAAACCCGAUAUCACGAUUCCGAUAAACGUUGAUCUUCCCCCUCGGAUACCGAUGUUCAUGUGCGGGCCGUGUGGCAUUCGGUUUUCGUCGGCAUCAACGCUCGAAGCUCAUCAAACCUACUACUGUUCACAUCGGAAGGAUGCCGACGAAAACAGCGGAGGCGGAAAGAAUGCCAACUCCAACGAUCCCAACUGUUCUGAGCCACCGGCAAAGGCGGCUAAAACUGGCAAGCAGUACGCCUGCACCCAGUGUUCGUACAGUGCGGACAAGAAGGUCUCUCUAAACCGACACAUGCGCAUGCACCAGUCAUCACCCGCUCCGAGCUCCAACACUUCCAACGGCGAUGACAGUACAGCUAGUCAACAACUUCAGUUACAGUUCCAGGCCCAAGCAGCAGCGGCGGCUGCUGCAGCCGCCGCCGUGCUUCAACAGCAGCAGCAGCAACAGCAGCCUCCGCAAGUCGACCGUUACUGUUCCGAUUGUGAUAUUCGGUUCUCCAGCACGAAGACUUACCGGGCGCAUAAACAACACUACUGUAGCUCCCGGCACAGAGACGGUCAAUCGAACAACAGUACACCAAAGCCUCCGCAGAAAUCCGGUUCGCAGAGCCCUCCGGAUGUUCCCAAGACACCGCCUGUAGCACCACAACAACCGUUCCUGGCAUUACCAACCAAUCCCAUCAUAGUUAUUCCAUAUUCGCUUAUUCGCGGCGCCAGCGUCAUUCCCGGAUUGCUGUCCACCCUGGCACCGGGCAUAUCGAAUCCGGAGUCUGCCUGUUUCUUUUUCCAAAACGGUACACUGCAGCCUAUUGCCGUGUCGUUGGCUUCCGCUACGGCGGCCGCGGCUGCAGCAGCAGCAGCUGCCGCGACUGUCGCCGCCAACGCAGUCACAUCGCAGCAGCCACAGCCGUCGCAAGCUCCGUCGCAUGGUCACCAUGGUAACUCACAGGCAAACUCCGGAAGCUCCAGCUCCCAAUCACGUGUCCAGACACCGAAUGUGGGAAGCGACAACAGCUCCAACAGCACCGGAGAGGUGUUGAAGGCAGUGAACAAACGAGAAAAUGUUAAAGAAUCUUCAACGCCGUUGGAUCUUUCGGUACGACGUUUAUCUCCUGGUGGGAAUCUCCGCGAACGAUCUCUCUCCCUAUCCUCAGCCAUAUCAGUGGACCAGCUCCGGAUGGAUUUCGACAGUCUAAUGGAGGGUAAAGAGAAUCUCUCGGUCAGUGGUGAUUCGAUCACCCCCGAACAGAUCGUGUGUGCGCCAUCGUUACCCGGAAGUCCUCCACUGACACCGUCUCCCAAGCGGCGAUCCAACAGUCCACGCGGUGGAGGUGGUGGCUCCGGUGGAAGUGUCACUGGUUCCCGAAGUGAUCGCGAUGGAUCUGUCUCAAUAUCUCCACUGACACUACAGCAGCAGCAGCAGCAACAGUUGCUGAUGCGUCCCCUACUCCCCGCUGACAUCGCUCUGCGCCUUUCAGCCGGGGAUCCCGCUCUCAACUUGAACCUCAACAUUCUCCCUCACUCUCAGCUACUCACGAAGCAAGGCGUUGAACUCGCAUUCCGACUGUCGUCUACGGUCAACAGCAACAACGUGGAUCACAUGCCCAACAAAAAUCACCCUCAGCCACAAAUGUCUCCUCUGUUGAACAGCAUCUCACCGACCAAUAAUGUUCAGGUACCGGUACUUUCCAGCACUCCGCAGAUCUUCGUCAAACAAGGCGAUUCCAAGUGCAAAGAGUGCAACAUCGUGUUCUGCAAGUAUGAAAACUAUCUGGCUCACAAGAAGCACUACUGUUCGGCUCGAAACCUAGACGGCGAUGGUGACAGUUCGAAAGCGAGUCCGCCAAUUUCUCCGCAAGCGGCCAGUCCAUCCAAUACGAGUGGCAGUGCAAAUCCGAGUGGAACCCAAAGACCGCACACCGGCCCUGGACAGGCGAUGGCAUAUCAACAAUUGAUUUGUGCCGCUUGCGGGAUCAAGUUCACCUCCCUGGAUAAUCUCACUGCCCAUCAAAUGUACUAUUGUCCGAAACGGGUUGACGUCCAGAUGCCGACUAAUGUAACACCACAGAAGGAGAGGUGCUCCAAGUGCAAGAGUAUGCAUGAACCAGGCCAACCAUGCACUGUGGCGGGUCAGGGCGCUUACAAGUGCCCCAUUUGCGAAGCCAUCAGUCCAAACUCCACGGAAGCACGCCGUCACAUGGACACUCACGGCGGUGUGAAAGCCUUCCGGUGUACCAUCUGUCGGUACAAGGGGAACACCCUACGUGGCAUGCGAACCCAUAUCCGUAUGCACUUCGACAAAAAGUCCAACGACUUUAACGAGGAGAACUACAUCACCUGCAUCCUGGAAGAGGAUGGCAUCGAAAUACCGCCUGCGGCUGCCGUAGCAUCCGCAGCUGCAGCCGCCGCACAACUAAUGAAUCAAGCAGCCGCGGUUGCGCAAGCCGCUAGUCAAUCGCAACAGCCGCCGUUACCUCCGCCGCCGCUGAUCGGAGACAACAAACUGAACCAGGCGACGCACGGAGCAGGACAGAUGACUUUCUGCGAACUGUGUCCGUAUUAUUCGGCUUAUAAAAUGAAUGUGGCGAAACAUAUCAAGUUUGUGCAUAGUCGCGAACGUCCACCAAGCAACUCGCCCUUGAUCGGCGAAGGUGGUGAAUCUUUGAUAUUCAAUGGAGACAGUGGUAACUCAACGCCACGACCGCCGGUGAGCAGCACACCUGGGCCGACUACAAAUAGUGUCAUAAAAACAGAACCAGAAGAUGAUCGACCAGAGGACGCCGAUGUCGACGUGGAUGUCGUCAUGGAAGAACCGGAAGUGAUUAUAAAAACCGAAGCCUCGGACCUGACCGGUCCCGGCACAAUGGCUUCUCCACCGCCCCCCGCAUUAGUUGCAAAUCAAACUCAACAAGUCAAACAGAAAUCUCUCGUCAAAAACUCCCCGAAUCACCAGCAGCAAACGAAGACACCGUCGCCACCAUCCUUUCUGGGAGAAAUCAAUCACAGCGGUCCCAACUAUUGCGCCCCGUGCGAUAUUACCUUCAACUAUGUCAAUACGUACAUUGCCCACAAGAAGUUUUACUGUAAAAAUAUCCAACAGGAUGGUGGGACAUCAGUAGGCGGUGCCCCGGCCAGUAUCCGGGCGGCUACUAGCGGCUCACCGAACAGUGUGUUAGCAGUUACCAGGGCAACCGAAACUUCUGUUUGAAAUGAAGCGACCAGAACCAUUCGUUUCCAAAGCAAGUAAAUCUAAGCGAGAGACACAACAAAAAAAAUGGGACAGUGGCAAUUGUAUACGCAAAACAAACGAAAAAUGAUUGAUAUGAUGAAUUUACGCAACAAAUACACAGCAAAAUGUAUACGGUUUUAUCACACUAUCGUUAUAGCAGAGAGGUCAGAAUCGAAACUAGAACACACAAACAAACAUUACUAAAAAAACAUUAACGUUACUGUGUUAUAUUUGUAAUAACUGACCUGUAGGUUAAGGACUGGAAUCUUAACAUUCUAACAGUUAGUCUUACUAAUCUUGAAGGUAAUAUCAAUUACAAUAAACUAAAUUCAUAGAAGCUCAAA